This is a messenger RNA of Dinoponera quadriceps, 3632 nucleotides long. Its product is annotated as KH domain-containing, RNA-binding, signal transduction-associated protein 2-like. Gene Ontology annotation, biological process: regulation of alternative mRNA splicing, via spliceosome. The record is from RefSeq and is a predicted model, not a curated record. Gene Ontology annotation, molecular function: mRNA binding. The coding region runs from base 197 to 1486 and encodes 429 amino acids. Gene Ontology annotation, cellular component: nucleus. Lineage: Eukaryota; Metazoa; Arthropoda; Insecta; Hymenoptera; Formicidae. The transcript has 10 exons.
GAUAUAACCGGCGUGACGUCGUUCUGUUCGCACGAUGCGACGGAAACUGGAGUUUUCUUAGCGUCCCUGUACUGUCAGGCCUGCCAUUAUAGAUUCCUCGUCGAGACGCGACUUUCCAGAUCAGAGCAUCCAGCUCUCGUCGUGUUGCUUCUCCCGCCGAAGACGUCGUUCACCCGAACCGGGCGAUCGUGGAUUAAUGGCAAAUAUGAGCGACAGAUCAAACAACGGUGAUUACAAGUAUCAGAGAGACGAUGAGGACAAUAAAUCGAGAUUGCCGAUGAUGGACAAGGAGCAGGACAGCAAGGAGCAUCAGAUGGACAAAGCCGGCGAGCUCAUGCGCGAGUUGCUCCAGGAGAAGAUCGAGAUCAACCAGAAAUGGCCCAACGCGACCCGACUACUCGACCAAGAAAUCCAGAAGAUACAAGCUAUCGGUAAGCCGCUGAGAGAAUCAAAGUAUGUGGAUAUUUAUCGUGAGAAACCAGUUCGCAUCUGUGUCAAGGUUUUGGUACCUAUCCGUGAGCAUCCUAAGUUUAAUUUUGUCGGAAAAUUGCUGGGUCCCAAGGGUAACUCCAUGAAACGUUUGCAAGAGGAGACUAUGUGCAAGAUGGCAGUGCUGGGCAGAGGAUCCAUGAGAGACAGACAGAAGGAGGAAGAAUAUCGUGCUUCGUUAGAUCCAAAAUAUGCUCAUCUUGCUGACGACUUGCACGUGGAGAUUACUGCACUUGCGCCACCCGCAGAAGCCUACGCUCGUAUCGCUUUCGCCCUCGCUGAAGUGCGGAAGUACUUGAUCCCUGACAAUAAUGAUAAUAUACGUCAAGAACAAAUGCGAGAGAUGGAGAUGACCAUGUCUGACGAGUCAGGCACGGAAGAUCGAAGACCAGGUAUGAGAGGGCCUUCAGUCCCUGCCACUGGCGGCAUAUUGAGACCUAGUACUAGGCCGACGUUACCUAGGACAUCCAGAGCUAUUCUUCCACCGCCACCUACAAAUCGCGGACCACUCUCUCGACCUGUACCGCCCAAGACAAAAGUGUUCUCCAUUUUGGAUCGUGCGAGAGCUGCCAUGGAUCAGAGUUACGGCUAUGAAAGUCCAACUCCUCCGCCAAGCAAUCGCGUCGGGUCGCAUCACGACUAUGAUUACCAUUCAAGUUCGACUAGCACUACUAGGUAUGGUGAUCGUCAUUAUUCAUCGAGCUCUGGAGAUGACAUGUAUCCUUCUUCAAGAUACACGACUUAUGAAUACGACGAUGAUUCCGGUCCGCACUCUUCUCAUGAUUAUUAUGAAUCAUCAGAUUAUCCAGAGGAAUCAUCGAGCCGUGCAUGGAAAUCGUACAAGACCACAACGACGUCGGGCACAGCCUCGCGCUACCGCACCGCCCCGUAUACUCGACCUUCCAACGCUAAUCCGUUGGCGAGUAACCCUCCUAAUGCACGGCGGCCUAUGAUGCCUACGAUGCAGAAACCGGUAAACGAAAGAAAUCGCCCAUAAACGGUCGAAGAGGCACGGGGACUAACACACGAUUAAAAUGAUGAGUUCUCGCGGGCGCUGGAUAAAGGAGAGCACAUAAAAAGAAACUAAUUCCUGUUUAAAACAAGCGAAUUCUACGAGGUGUCCGAUAAUUGACACGAUACCGUGCGUGAGCAUAGGGUAGAACGCGUUGAAAUGAAUGGCAAAGUGUUGUACCGUUUUGCGAUUUUUGCGAUAGUUGUCAAAAAUUGAUUGAUGAAGAUUGACGAAAGUCAAUCGACGAAACAGGUAGAAGGAGUAUUGUAGGCAUGGCUGCACACACACACACAGUAGGCAGAUUAAAAGUUGUUUUCUUCGAUGAAUUUCGUAACGCAUAUCGUAUCUAAUAAGAAAACGUAUCUUUAAGAGAAGUUUUAAAAAAACAUUCUCGUUUUGGAUACGGACAUUGGAUUGCGAAAUUUAUUCAAAAGAAAGUGUUGCAACUUUGAAUCUACCUAUUGUGUGUACUUAACGAACAAGUUUCCACGUUACGCGUUAUCUUUGAAAGCCGACAUUGAUAGAUGGAUUAUUUGAUUGAGGAUUUCAAUAAAUUUCUACACUUUAGUUACACCAUUUGGUAUAUGUCUUGCAGUAAUACAUCUUUUAGUGCAUCUAUCUCAGUGCACUCCUCUCAGUGUAUAUCUUGAUUCUGAGCUCGAUUAAAUAUUCCAAGAAAUUAAAUGCAUUUCUAACAGAUGACUACGAUCUUGGACACACGCAGUUUAUUCAUGAAUAUAAUUGAGUGAAUGAUCGAUCGAAUGAUUUAUUGAGAAUAGUUCGCAGCUUCGCGUUGCUAAAGCCGCGUGUAUAGUAUUCCUUAUUACUCAAUCAUUCUUAAUUAACUUUUUAACAACUACCGUGAAAGUCGCAAAACGGUGCUGUUUUCUGCUUCUUUUAUCUGCUCACGAAUGGUGUCGUAUUAAUUAUCUGACACCCUACUAUGCAUACUAUAAUACUAUUACUAUAGUAAUUGUUACUAUGUGCGGCUAAUCACGCGUAAAAGUUUAUUUCGUUGAGAACCCUUUAAUCGAUUUAAACUCCCGUCCCAUUAAUGAUAUCAAUACCCGAAUUACCAACUACAAUAACUCACUAAUUUCUCUAUAAAAGCCCCUUUCUCCGACCCUAGAAUCCCCUUCCUAAAAUUUCUGACCACGGAGGGAUUAAACUAUUGACAAGGAGUAAAGGAUCAAGAGGAUCAACGGGAUAAAAUAUAUAAAACGUUGUGACAAGCAAUAAAUACAUCAAUAUGUAAAAGUGAAAUAACUGCUACUAGAUUACAUUAUAUAUUCGUGUAUUUGAUUACACUCACUGAUCGUAGUAUCGUCGUCUGUUAGAAAUGUACUUAAUUUCUUCGGAUACUUUUGAUCGAACUAAACAAGAUCGAAACACGUUAAAAUUCCACGAAUCUCCGAUCAAAUGACCCACUGUGUUGAGGAAACACAACCGUUGAGUGAGUGCUUACCGUCAUCCGGAUAUUCUUUUAGAUUUCAAAAUCUAAAGGAACACCUCGAUCAAAGGCGAUAAUCGCUCAACUGUUGCACAACCGUGGUGUUUUCUGAACGCACCCUGCGUUGUGAAGAGGGGAGCAUAGCUCUCGAGAAACUCGUCUGUUGAAAUAUAUUCGAUAAAAUGCUAUUGUAUCGUUAAAUGAAACAAACUAAAUGACUAAAAUGACUUACAAUGCAAACUAAGUUCAUAAACUGAUCAUAAAUCAAUGAUAUAAGUUGAUGAAAUAGCUCUAAUCAGCUCUAAUAUACAGCGCUAUGUUAUUUGCUUAAUAUACAUAGUCCCAGUCAUAAAACAUAAUAUAUAGAUUUACGCGCGUAAAGAGUUAUUAAUCGCGUUACAUAAGCUGCGUUCCGAUAUUCACCGCCAAUAUUGAAAAUUUAUAGUAUAUAUAAAAUGAACUAUAGAUUUUUCAUUACUGAUAGUGCAUAUCGGAACGCAGCUGUAGAGUAUUUCGAAUCACGACAAAUCAUAGAUGUUUAUAACUGAUAAUUUUUCGUAUAAACAAAAAAAGCAUUGGAUAUGAUCUCUAAACAAAUCUGCGGUUAAAAUAAUAAUACAUUCAUUCAUGUACAUGUUUGUAACCAUCAUAAAUUGAAAUAAAUAUGACGUAAUAACAGGA